Messenger RNA from Hyla sarda, 3866 nucleotides. It is a transcript of the gene DNAJB14, whose product is annotated as DnaJ heat shock protein family (Hsp40) member B14. Gene Ontology annotation, biological process: cellular response to misfolded protein. Gene Ontology annotation, molecular function: Hsp70 protein binding. The coding region runs from base 84 to 1226 and encodes 380 amino acids. The transcript is spliced from 8 exons. Gene Ontology annotation, cellular component: endoplasmic reticulum membrane. Lineage: Eukaryota; Metazoa; Chordata; Amphibia; Anura; Hylidae. The record is from RefSeq and is a predicted model, not a curated record.
GCCUGGGGAAGGAGGGGCCGUGCACCAUAACCCCGCCCCAAUCCUUCUUCCUGCCGACUGACCUGCCGGGGCUGGAGGAGGAGAUGAGCCCCGGGACCAUGGAGAGCAAUAAGGAUGAAGCCGACCGCUGCCUGCAGAUCGGGAAAGCGGCGCUGCUGGAGGGGGACCGGGAGAAGGCCCGCAAGUUCUUCAGCAAGGCUGAGCGGCUGUACCCGAGUGCGGAAGCCCGAGAGCUGCUAGAAAAGCUUGAGAAACAAGAUGAAGCUCCAGGUAAUGGACCAAAAUAUGCAAAGAUGGCAAAUGGGGUGGAUCCUAACAAAAACAGUACAGAGAAAGACGGCGCCACUGGGGAUAGUGGUAAAGGUUUUAAUAAGGAACAGUUGGAAGGUGUAAAAAGGAUAAAGAGCUGUAAAACCUAUUACGAGGUCCUGGGGUUAAGUAAAGAUGCAGGCGAGGAGGACUUGAAGAAGGCUUAUCGGAAGCUUGCUCUAAGGUUUCAUCCAGAUAAAAAUCAUGCACCAGGAGCCACAGAGGCGUUUAAGAAGAUUGGAAAUGCAUAUGCAGUACUAAGCAAUCCAGAGAAACGCAAGCAAUACGACCUAACUGGAAGCGAGGAGAAUGUGCACAGCCAUCACAGAAAUGGUGGAUUUGACUACCGCAGGGGAUUCGAAGCAGAUAUAACUCCGGAGGAUUUGUUUAACAUGUUUUUCGGAGGAGGUUUUCCUUCAGCAAAUGUACGGACAUUUUCUAAUGGCCGGACAACGUGUAACCACCACCAGCAUCAGCAUCACAGUGGUCACGAAAGAGAAGAGGAGAGAGGUGAUGGGGGCUUCUCCAUGCUAAUCCAACUACUGCCUAUAAUAGUAUUGAUAGUUGUGUCUUUACUUAGCCAGCUACUGGUCUCCAAUGCACCAUACAGUUUGUAUCCCAGAUCCGGUCAAACUAUAAAACGCGUGACAGAAAAUCUCAAUGUAGCUUACUAUGUCAGCAAGGACUUUCAGUCUGAAUACAGUGGGAUGUUACUACAGAAGUUGGAGAAGAACAUUGAAGAGGAUUACGUGGUUAAUGUCCGGAAUAACUGCUGGCGAGAGAGACAGCAGAAAGCAGAUUUAAUACAUGCAGCAAAGGUUUACCGGGAUAAUAGACUGAAAGUGAAAGCAGAGUCAAUAUCGAUGGAUAAUUGUAAAGAACUGCAGCGACUGAACUCAAUCUACCGAGGUGGAUGAUGGAUCACGACAAUCCACCAAGUACAUAUACUUUCGUCCCUGUAAUAUAAGAGCUAUACAUUUUAUCAUGAGGAGGAAGUGAGAUAUAACACAUCCAUCAAGCUAAUGUGGAUCAUCUUGAAACUUCUGGACAAACUUGAAGGUCGCAGAGUCAUUUGUUUCCUUGUUUUUUUAUUUUAUUUUUAGUUCCAUUUAAUUGGUAACUAAGUGUAAAAACUAUAUAGAGCGCCCUGGACAUGACUUUUCCUAUGUUCAUGGGUAUCUUGUACAUAUGGUACUAAACUGUCUUGUAUAUAAGAGCUAAGAAUUUAUAUGUGAAGUAUGUUCUGUUUGUUUUUUGGUUUUUCAUUUCCACUAACUCUGAAGCAUCUCUGCACCAAAAAGUGUUUUAUUUCCUAUGCCAUUUGUUGUCUAAUCCUUUCGGACCAUUUUAAUCUGAGUUCAUAUUAAACAUAAUGAAUAUUUUGAGGGCCUUUUCCACUAUGUAUUGGUAUUUCCUAUCCUGAUGUUAAUAUAAUCAUGCACUGUAUGGGUAGCAAUUUUUGCUCAUGAGUGAGAAAUUCAUUAUUUCCGUAUAUUGAAACUUCUUUUAUUUAUCAUUUACGGUAAUUAUCCAUUAGUGGAGCAAGAUCACAUCCUGACAGAGUACUCAGUGUACUUUUAGAAAGAACAGGGAUAGUAGAGAACCAAAUAAAUAUACAUUCCUUUAUUAGGGUGCAUUCACACCACGUUUUUGCAAUACCUUUCCCGUAUCAGGUUUUUGAUGAGAAACUGAUUCCUCAAAACCGUACUAAACUGUAUCAAAACGUGUGUACAAAUUUCAACCCGUAUAUGGUUAAAAACCAUAUACAGUUUGAAAAAUGAUGUCCGGUUGCAUCCAUUUUUAAGGGAAAAAAAGUUUGUAACGUUUCACUCCAUUAUGAAUAAAGUUUCACUUGUUUGAAAUUCCAAGAAAAAAACUGUACAAAGUCAAAAACCGUAUGGUGCACACCGGAUGGAACCGUACGCACAUUGACUCCCAUGUUAGAAAAACGUAUACGGUUUCAAUACGGUUUUUCACCCGGACUAAAAAUCAUGGUAGGCUACAGUUUGGGGUACGGGGAAAAAAAAAAAACGGACAAAACCGUACAGGAUGCAAAACGGAUGCAUCGUUUGGCAUACAGGUUUCAAUGGAGAAUCCAUGCAUAUGGUUUUCAAUACGGUUCAUACGUUUUUUAAAUUGAAAACAUAUACGGGAACUGUGUUGCAAAAACGUGGUGUGAAUGCACCCUUAAAGAGAUUCUUCACCUUAUUCUACAAAUAUAAUUGCUAGCCGGAGCCUCGCAAAGGGGGGAAACAGCAGAUUGGUGUACAUCCCCAGUCCAGCUUUGAGCAGAACAUCUGACAUGUUCUACUAAGUGCUGGGUCUAUUGAGUGUUGGUUGUGUAUAACAAAUCUGGCACUGUGCAGCUGUACUAAAGACUCAUUCUGGGAUUUGUUAAUUUCUUUUUUGCUUAGAUAAUAUUAGAAUAAUAUGGAGGCUUUUGUGUACACUUAAUUCAGUUGAUGUGGAAUGCAUGGGUUGUCUGUCUUCUUAACUCCUAUUUCCCAUCUGAUAGGGUUUCCCAAUGCUGUCUACAGUUUCCAUUAUGUCUCUGGCUUCGCGGAGGCAAAGAGGUCCGAGUGUUCCCUCUGAACUUGCAGGUGAUAGAUCCGUGACAUAGAAUCUCUGUCCACAAACCCACGCUCUAGAAUAGCAAAUGAGAUACAGCUGCAGCCUGUCUUAUCUCCCUGUUUAUUGUAGCUCUGACACACAAGGGAGCAGUGUCCGCUUCUAUCACUGGAGAAUCUAAACAUAAGUGGCAGGCAGUAUGAGUCAGGGGAGUGUUAUAACUCUUCAAUUGAUCAGUGUAUGGACUCACCGGUUACUGUAUGUCACCUCUCUUGGCUCAACAGAGUUAGCAGCAGUAUUCAAUAAAUGGAAGAACAUACAGAAUCCUGUAGUUCACAGGAAGCAGCUGAUACAGGACAGACCACUUCUUGUUACAGAAUAGACAAUACAAUUUCCUGGUGGUCCAAGCUGCAAUAAUGUUAAUGGAUGCAGCUGUGCUGGAAUGAAAAAGCUGACACUACAGGAAUAUCAGGGGUGGGCAUUGCAUAGGCAAAACAAAAACAAAAUGAGAGCUCCUUCAUUCAUAUUUUUGCAAAGAAACCAUAUAGAUUUUAAUACUAAGCAAUCCAAUACCAAUUUUAUUUUUUUCAUUUCAAAAAGACACCCAGCUACUUUAUGGAAUAACUCCACAUAAAAGCAGAAAACUUGGAUGUGGCUGCUAUUUGCAGCAGUUGUUUGUAGCGACACACUGUAUAAUUAUUUCUUUUAAAAAGAAAAAACAAAAGUAUAUUACCAAGAUGACAGCAUGAGGAAAAUGUAUGGGAAAACAUAAUAGGGAAAUCUAUCAAAGGUAUUGCCCAUAGUUUAAAGGGGUACUCCGCCCCUAGACAUCUUAUUCCCUAUCUAAAUGAUAGGUGAUAAGAUGUCUGAUUGCAGGGGUCCCGCUGCUGGGGACCCGCACGAUCUUCCUGCUGCACCCGGCGUUUGUUUAGAGCGUUGAGUGCAGCGCCGGAGGCUAGUGACGUCACAGCCGCGCCCUGCUCGUGACU